Molecule: messenger RNA, 4631 nt
Organism: Oncorhynchus keta (chum salmon)
Lineage: Eukaryota; Metazoa; Chordata; Actinopteri; Salmoniformes; Salmonidae
Gene: gucy1a2
Product: guanylate cyclase 1, soluble, alpha 2
Exons: 9
Coding region: 553-2856 (767 amino acids)
Biological process (GO): response to oxygen levels; cGMP biosynthetic process
Cellular component (GO): guanylate cyclase complex, soluble
Molecular function (GO): heme binding; guanylate cyclase activity
Source: RefSeq, a predicted model, not a curated record
UAGUGAUGCUGUAGAGCUCGAGCGGAGUGGGCAGAUAGAACUCCACGAGGUAGCGGUUCGAGCUGAUGUUUGACUGCAAGCUGACUCCGCAAGCAUCUCUCUGUAUCUCCCGAUCCUCCCGUUUCCUGCCCUAUGGAGAGGAGAGGAAUACAGCCAACUGCAGAGAUGAGAGGGUGAAGGAAUGAAAGCAUGAAUAGUCCACAGAGAGAGAGAGUCGGAAAGCCGUGAAUCCACAGUGGAUGUGAUAGUGGAGAGGUGCGCAGCAGACAAUACUUCAACUGGGAUUUCAAAGGGAAAACUAAAAGGACAACGGUUAAAACCGUCAGACAUGAGAUUCAGCUGUUGAAUAUAGUCCCCCUCUCUGCCCGUCGCGAGAGCAUCUUGGUUUGGGUAAUACAUUUGUUGUCUAGCUCGUGUCGCUCACGCUCUUGACCGGUGCGCGCGCCUCCCCAUCUUUCCCACGCGAGUGAAUCUGAUGAGUUCGGGUGGCGGUGUGUUGUUUCGCCGCAGCACGCGUACGCGCCCAGACUUUUCGCGCUUAGCAGCAGCAGCAUGUCCUCGCGAAAGAUCUCUUCGGAGUCGUUCAGCUCGAUGGGCUCCGAGUGCUUGGAGAGCCCCGGAGAUGAUGGCGACUCCUGCCCCUUUUCACGCAUCUGGAACGGCAAGAGCCCGGUGGAAAAGCUCGCGUGCCCGUUCGAGGACGCACCGGGACCCAAACGGGCGAACAGACGGAAGCGCGUGAACCUGGACUCGCUUGGGGAGAGCUUGAGGAGGUUAACGUCGCCCACGACACAGAUGGUUCAACAGUCUUUACAGAGAACCUUAGAGUUCUACAGACAGAAAGAGAUCAGGUGCAGAGAGGAUGGGAAGGAGGAAAAGAAAAGUGUUACUUUGGAGAAGUGUCCCUUUGUGGAUCAUUCUGGUUCUGGAGAAGAGGCAGACAUCUCUGGAGUACUACAGUACAUGGCUACUCUACAGGGUGUGCGGUUCUGUGAGCUGAGGGAGCGUUUCGGGGAGGAGUUCUUCGGUCUGUGUUUCGAGGAGAACGAACGUGUUCUAAGAGCGGUGGGAGGGAACCUGCAGGACUUCUUUAACGGCUUUGACGCCAUCUUAGAACACAUCAGAACCUCGACCGGACGUCGUGCCUCCUCAGAGAGCCCCUCCUUUCAAUGCAAAGACCCUCACCAGGAGGAGAGAGGAGGAGGAAGAGGAGGAGGGGAGAGGGUGGGAGGAAAGCUUCUCCUCCUCCACUGCUUUAACCCCGCCCCUGUCGUGGGAUUGGCUAUGCCUGGUCUGAUUCGAGGUGUCGCACGCCGAAUUUUCCACUCCCACGUUGUGGUGAAGGAAGCCCCUUCCCUAGUGUCCUUGUCACCCAAUGAGGACGCAGAACACUCAGGAGGAGACUCCAUCCCUACUCCCACCACUUCUCCUUCCUCGUCUCCUUCACCCCCUUCAUUGUCUGCCCCCGUCUCACUGUCCUUCCUCAUCAGAGAAACCUUCCCCUCCUCUUCCUCCAUCCCUCCCUCUGUCACCCUUCCAUCAGAGACCUCCAAGCAUACCCUCCAGCCCCUCUCCCUCUCCCCCACUGACCUGCGCAUCGGUCCGGCUACAUUCUGCAGGGCCUUCCCCUUCCACCUGGUGCUGGGCCCCAGCAUGGAGCUGCUUCAGCUAGGGGAAGGUCUGAGGAGGCAGGCUCGGAUCGAGCCUCACCGGACCCUCUCCUUCAGGGACUGCUUUGAGAUUAUCUCUCCCAGGAUCCAGCCCACCUUCCAGGCAAUACUGCUGCGCCUGGCCUCCCCCUUCACCAUCCGCACCCGACCAGACUGCUCCCAGUCAGGCACCAAGGAGAAGGUGAUGGAGGUGAAGGGUCAGAUGAUUCAUGUCCCAGAAUCCUCUACUCUGAUGUUCCUGGGUUCCCCCCGGGUGGACAAGCUGGAGGAGCUGAUGGGCAGGGGCCUCUACCUGUCAGACAUCCCCAUCCACGACGCCACGCGUGAUGUCAUACUGGUGGGACAGCAGGCCAAGGCACAGGACGGCCUCAAGAACAGGAUGGACAAACUCAAGGCAACUCUAGAAAAGACACACCAAGCUCUAGAAGAGGAGAAGAGGAGGACAGUAGACCUUCUCUACUCCAUCUUUCCUGGUGACGUGGCCCAGAAGCUGUGGCAGGGGGAGUCUGUCCCCGCCAGGAAGUUUGAUGAUGUCACCAUGCUGUUCUCUGACAUCGUGGGCUUCACGGCAGUGUGUGCCCAGUGUACCCCCAUGCAGGUCAUCAGCAUGCUCAACGAGCUCUACACACGCUUCGACUACCAGUGUGGAAUACUGGACGUGUAUAAGAUUGAGACUAUAGGCGACGCCUACUGUGUUGCGGGCGGGCUCCACCGGAAGAUUGACAGCCAUGCCAAGCCAAUCGCACUCAUGGCCCUGAAGAUGAUGGAGCUGUCAGAGGAGGUGUUAACGCCGGACGGCAAGUCCAUCAAGCUGCGUAUAGGCAUCCAUACAGGCUCAGUGUUGGCGGGGGUGGUUGGGGUGAGGAUGCCCAGGUACUGUCUGUUUGGCAACAAUGUCACACUGGCCAGCAAGUUUGAGUCUGGGAGCCACCCUCGAUGCAUCAACGUCAGCCCAACCACAUACUGGCUGCUGAAAGACGAUUGCUCCUUCUCUUUCGUCCCUCGUUCCCGGUUGGAGCUUCCUGAUAAUUUUCCGAAGGAGAUCCCGGGAACGUGCUACUUCCUGGAGGGAGGGACUUCCCAUAGCCACACCUCCCUGACAAGCUCCCGUUCCGCCCCCCCAGAGCCCCUGAGGAAAGUGUCCUACAGCAUCGGCACCAUGUUCCUGCGAGAGACCAGUCUAUAGGCUCCCAAAACACAGACACACACACACUGCAUCAACACACACACACACACACACACACACACACACACACACACACACACACACACACACACACACACACACACACACACACACACACACACACACACACACACACACUGCAUCAACACACACACACACACACACAUUGCAUCAACACACACACACACACACACAUACACACACACACAUUGCAUCAACAUACACACACAACUCUAAACCUAUAGCCCAAACCCUACCCCAUGUUUAAAUAGGAGACUUAUAGAGAUGACAAUACCCUCCUACCCCAAACCAGGACGCAGUCCUCUUAACAACCUCCCACGCUUUUCCAUCUAGAAACAGACACUCGCUUCACCAACUACAACCGGUUGUUACCAAGGGCAACCUCCUUUUACCCUUCAACCCCACCACAAACCAGACUUUGAAGGUUGAGAGAAGAGGAGUGAAAACAACAAAAUCAACAGAGACAAUAUAAUAGAAUAAUCUAGCAACUUCAAAACUAAACUAAAGCCUUCUGCUUGUAGAACACGGUGUACUGUAACCAUGGAUACCACGGCUGGCUGUCAGUCUGGGCAUGGCAGGUACUGUGUUAUUAUCAACAACGCUCACAACUCAGUGCCUUCUUCACUAGAACACUCCAGACAUACACUCUCAAACCCCCAACAUGUGAGCUGGCUGAACACACAGGGAAAUGGAGCGAGGUCUGCAGCUCUGAUACUCCCCACAGUGAUGUGUGUGACUCUCCCAAAUCAGUCACUGUGGGGAGUCUAUGUUGUUUCGGUCCAGCUAGCAGCUGAACCACUGAGAUGUUCGGACAUUUUCUCUUUCAGUGAGCUGAAUGCAUCCACCUCCCAGCCCAUCUGUCAACACUAAACCAUGGACAUAAGCAAGCAGCACGUAAAUCCAUCCACCCCCCUCCCCUCCAUCCACCAACUCUAAUAACCGAGGUGUGGAUAGGAAGUAUGCCUGGGGGGGGUCUCUAUGUCCUUCCAGAUCUCUACGUCAUUCUAUGUUUUUAGAGCAAUAACCUUGGGAUCCUAUCUCUGUCACCACUCUAGUCCCCAACCUCAUUUCUCUCUCACACACACAAACACACAUUGGCUUGUUACAAGUAAGAAAUUGCCCACUUCAAUCAAAUACCAUUCUAAACAUAUUUGUGCUGGAAGUGGUUUUUGAUGUCAUUGAUUUAGCUGUGAGGUUAAAGCAUUAAAGAUAAUAAUUUAAACAAAAUAAUCAAUCAGUCAGUCACCCCAUUGAGACUAUGUUGGCUUUCCAACAGCAUCAUAAUCAAACAUUCCAUCCCACGUUGGAGUUCUACACCAACAGCAUCAUAAUCAAAUGUUCCGUCCCACGUUGGAGUUCUACACCAACAGCAUCAUAAUCAAACGUUCCAUCCCACGUUGGAGUUCUACACCAACAGCAUCAUAAUCAAAUGUUCCAUCCCACGUUGGAGUUCUACACCAACAGCAUCAUAAUCAAACAUUCCAUCCCACGUUGGAGUUCUACACCAACAGCAUCAUAAUCAAAUGUUCCAUCCCAUGUUGGAGUUCUACACCAACAGCAUCAUAAUCAAACAUUCCAUCCCACGUUGGAGUUCUACACCAACAGCAUCAUAAUCAAAUGUUCCAUCCCACGUUGGAGUUCUACACCAACAGCAUCAUAAUCAAAUGUUCCAUCCCACGUUGGAGUUCUACACCAACAGCAUCAUAAUCAAAUGUUCCAUCCCACGUUGGAGUUCUACACCAACAGCAUCAUAA